Messenger RNA from Hemiscyllium ocellatum (epaulette shark), 3906 nucleotides. Its product is annotated as metabotropic glutamate receptor 1-like. Gene Ontology annotation, biological process: G protein-coupled glutamate receptor signaling pathway; regulation of synaptic transmission, glutamatergic. The transcript is spliced from 10 exons. Gene Ontology annotation, molecular function: adenylate cyclase inhibiting G protein-coupled glutamate receptor activity; G protein-coupled receptor activity involved in regulation of postsynaptic membrane potential. Gene Ontology annotation, cellular component: postsynaptic density membrane. Bases 1 to 3906 code for a protein of 1301 amino acids. NCBI's taxonomy places the organism in Eukaryota, Metazoa, Chordata, Chondrichthyes, Orectolobiformes, Hemiscylliidae. The record is from RefSeq and is a predicted model, not a curated record.
AUGUUGGCAGCGACGGCCGCCAGUGACAUUGCACUAGAGCAUAUCAUGAACAUCAGCACACCACCCAUGUUUGUUCCAGGUAUCUCAGGGAGAGAUUCCAGCUGGAGAUACAAAGCAUUGAUGGAAUUGUACAGGAAACUGGCGUGGCUGCUAAAAACCAAGUGUGAGGCCUUCAGGUCAGAAGACCAACUCAAAUCUAAGGAACCCAAGUAUGACCUCCGCAGAGACAUUAAGACAACCAAGGACCAAUACCGAUCCAAACUAAAGACCCAGACAGAGUCCCGGCGAUUAUGUCGCACCUGUAGAUCCGGACAGACUGAAUGCCCCUUUCCAUACCAAAAGGUUUAUCUCAAUACCUGCAGCGGGAGGAUGGUGAUAGAGAGAGUAGGAAGCUACAAGCAGCUUUGUAUUGACAUGCUGACCCUGUGGCUGCUGCUCAUACCGGCCACCCUGUGCGUUCAAGAGCCAGAGGUGGGGAAGAGAGUCCUGCUCUCCAUGAAUUCGGUUCAACGCUCAGUGGCGCGAAUGGACGGCGACGUGAUCAUCGGGGCUCUGUUCUCAGUGCACCACCAGCCGCCGGCGGAGAAAGUGCCCGAGAGGAAAUGCGGGGAAAUUCGCGAGCAGUAUGGGAUCCAGAGGGUGGAAGCUAUGUUCCACACCCUGGACAAAAUCAACGCCAACCGCAACCUGCUGCCCAACAUCACCCUGGGCUGCGAGAUCCGCGAUUCCUGUUGGCAUUCCUCCGUGGCUCUGGAGCAGAGCAUCGAGUUCAUUCGAGAUUCCCUCAUCUCCAUGAGGAACGAGAGGGAUGGACUGACGCAAUGCCUUGAAGGACCGGGCUCAGAGACCAAGACGCCCAUAGCUGGGGUCAUCGGACCAGGCUCCAGCUCGGUCGCCAUCCAGGUCCAGAACCUUCUGCAACUUUUCAACAUUCCCCAGAUCGCUUACUCGGCCACAAGCAUCGACCUGAGCGACAAGACCCUCUUUCAGUAUUUCCUGCGGGUUGUUCCCUCCGAUACUCUCCAAGCCAGGGCCAUGCUGGACAUUGUGCAGCGGUACAACUGGACCUAUGUGUCUGCUGUUCACACUGAAGGAAACUAUGGAGAGAGUGGGAUGGAGGCCUUCAAGGAGUUAGCUUCUCAGGAAGGAAUAUGCAUUGCACACUCAGGUAAAAUCUACAGCAAUGCUGGAGAGAAAACCUUUGACAGACUCCUGAGAAAAUUAAGGGAAAGACUGCCUAAAGCAAGAGUUGUCGUCUGCUUCUGUGAGGGGAUGACAGUGAGAGGCCUGCUCAUGGCGAUGCGAAGACUUGGGGUACUGGGCGAGUUUCUACUGAUUGGCAGCGAUGGUUGGGCAGACCGUGAGGAAGUGAUUGAAGCCUAUGAGCAGGAGGCGGUGGGAGGGAUCACCAUUAAGCUGCAGUCCGCUGAGGUCACCUGGUUUGAUGACUACUACCUGAAGCUGAAGUUGGACAGCAACACCCGCAACCCAUGGUUCCCGGAGUUCUGGCAGCACCGCUUCCAGUGCCGUUUAGAGGGGCACCCGCAAGAGAACCAAGCCUUUCAGAGACUCUGUACAGGGAAUGAAAGUUUAGCAGAAAAUUAUGUACAAGACAGCAAAAUGGGGUUCAUCAUCAACGCCAUUUAUGCCAUGGCCCACGGAUUGCAUGACAUGCACAAAACACUCUGUCCAGGUCACUCCGGCCUCUGUGAAGCAAUGAAACCUGUUGAUGGCAAAAAACUCCUACAGUUUCUAAUAAAGACUUCAUUCAUUGGAGUUUCCGGUGAGGAAGUGUGGUUCGAUGAGAAUGGAGAUUCUCCAGCAAGGUAUGAUAUUAUGAAUCUUCAAAUGACAGAGAAUGCUAUGUAUGACUAUGUUAACAUUGGGACAUGGUACGAAGGGUUGCUGGACAUUGACGAUAACAAGCUUCAGAUGAACAUGACUAAGAUGGUACGGUCUGUCUGUAGCGAGCCAUGUACAAAAGGUCAGAUCAAGGUUAUUCGGAAGGGGGAGGUGAGCUGUUGCUGGAUCUGCACAAGUUGCAAAGAGAAUGAGUACAUGCAGGAUGAGUUCACCUGCAGAGCCUGUGAGCUGGGCUGGUGGCCGAAUGCUGACCUCACAGGUUGCAAGAGGAUUGAUGUGAAGCACUUGAGCUGGAGUGACGUGGAGUCUGCUAUCGCUGUUGUCUUCUCCUGUUUAGGGAUCCUAGCCACCAUGUUUGUUACCCUUAUCUUCGUGUUGUACAGGGACACUCCGGUAGUCAAGUCUUCGAGCCGCGAGCUCUGUUACAUCAUCCUGGCUGGCAUCUUCCUGGGCUACAUCUGUCCAUUCACGUUGCUGGCUAAGCCAACCUUGGCCUCCUGCUACUUUCAGAGGAUCCUGGUUGGGCUCGCUGCUGCCAUGUGUUAUUCUGCCUUAGUGACUAAAACCAACCGUAUUGCUAGGAUCCUGGCUGGCAGCAAAAAGAAGAUCUGCACUCGCAAGCCAAGGUUCAUGAGUGCUUGGGCUCAGUUGGUGAUCGCUUCCAUCUUGAUCAGCGUCCAGUUGACCAUAGUAGUCACACUGUUGAUCCUCGAACCCCCUACCCCUGUCCUCUCCUACCCCAGCAUCAAUGAGGUUUUCCUAAUCUGCAACACAAGCAACCUGGGUGUUGUAGCCCCUCUAGGGUACAACGGGCUUCUCAUCAUGAGUUGCACCUACUACGCCUUCAAGACAAGGAACGUUCCUGCAAAUUUCAAUGAAGCCAAAUACAUAGCCUUCACCAUGUACACAACCUGCAUCAUAUGGCUGGCCUUUGUCCCCAUCUACUUUGGCAGCAACUACAAAAUUAUCACCACCAGUUUCUCGGUCAGCUUAAGUGUGACAGUGGCUCUGGGUUGCAUGUUUACUCCAAAGAUCUACAUCAUCAUCGCCAAGCCAGAGCGCAAUGUCCGUAGCGCCUUCACCACCUCUGAUGUCGUGCGCAUGCAUGUGGGCGAUGGGAAAGCCGCCUGCAGAUCUAACAGCCUGCUUGAUAUGUUUAAGAGGAAGAAAACUGUGUCUGGUAAUGCAAGUUCCAAUGGGAAGUCUGUGUCAUGGUCUGAACCAGGAACUGGACGGCCAGCGAAGGGACAGCACAUGUGGCAUAGACUGUCCGUCCAUGUGAAGAGCAAAGAUGUUGCAUCUAAUCAGACAGCUGUAAUCAAACCCCUGACUAAACCAUACCAGAACCAGAUCAAAAAUCUCAGCUUCUCAGAUGCAAGCACAAAAGCCCUUUACAAUGUUGUGGAAGAAGAUGAAAGUGAACCAUUGAGACUCGACAUUCCCAAUAGUCCAGAAAUGAUGUUGCAGAGACGAGCAAUGUCUAUCACACAGCUUAAAGAAAUGGAAGAUCCCCAGUUCUUCAUUUCUGAUCAGUUGCAAAAAGAUGUUUCUUCACAACAGUCCAUAAUGGAUCAGUUGCACGGAGUGGUCAAUACAUUUACAACUAAUAUGACUGAUCUUAAUUCUGUGCUUACUGUCCCCGUGCCAGUGCCUGGGAAUGGGGUGACGCCAUUGUACCAACUUGACGAACAAGUGCUCCCACUUCAGAUGACUACCUUCAAUCCUCAACCCAUCUCACCUGUUGAGGAGGAGGAGGAGGAGGAGGAGGAAGAGGAGGAGGACGAGGAGAGUGAAAGGUUCAACCUCAUUGACGACUUCAUUUAUGACAACACUGAGAACCAGGAGGAACUGGUCGUCCCUAACAAACUCAUGUUGGAGGACUCUCCAGCACUCACACCUCCAUCCCCCUUCCGAGAUUCAGUGGCAUCAGGCAGCUCCGUUCCCAGCUCCCCCAUCUCUGAGUCAGUGCUGUGUACCCCACCCAAUGUAACCUACGCUUCUGUCAUUCUGAGAGACUACAAACAAACUUCCUCAACUCUCUGA